Molecule: messenger RNA, 2400 nt
Organism: Bacillus rossius redtenbacheri
Lineage: Eukaryota; Metazoa; Arthropoda; Insecta; Phasmatodea; Bacillidae
Gene: CD98hc
Product: amino acid transporter heavy chain SLC3A1
Exons: 9
Coding region: 209-2101 (630 amino acids)
Biological process (GO): phenylalanine transport; carbohydrate metabolic process; L-leucine import across plasma membrane
Cellular component (GO): apical plasma membrane; basolateral plasma membrane
Molecular function (GO): aromatic amino acid transmembrane transporter activity; L-leucine transmembrane transporter activity; L-alanine transmembrane transporter activity
Source: RefSeq, a predicted model, not a curated record
UUUUAUUACAUCAGCUAUCACUACCCCAAUGUCUCACUCUUUCCUAUGCUGGGUGUGACGGGAUUUCCUUUUUAGCAGCUCUCAGCUGUUUCAUCUCGAAGGGUAGUUGAGGCAAGUGGUUCGAAAAUAAUUGUUGUUAGGUCCAAUUAUCAUUUGUACGAAUAUUGUUGCUAAUUAGAUUAGAUAGUGUUUCCAAACAAGACAUACAAUGGAGCAUGACAAUUCAAAAGAGAGUUCUGUAGAAACAAAUCUGUUGGAGAAAGAGAAAGACAUCCAAGAAGGCAAAAUGUCUGCAAGAAGUUCUAAACAUUUUGACAAGGAAAAUGAAGUUAAGCAGAAUUUAAUGUCAAAUAAUGAUGAAGAAGAAGAAGGCGAUGUGAGCGGCGUUAAGUAUGUACCAGCAAAUUCAAUAAAUGGAGAUGCAAAAAUCAACUUAGAGAAUGUUAAAGCCGCUUUUGCGGGAAUGGGAAAAGAAGAAUUAAUGAAAUUCGCAAACGAUCCUUUUUGGGUCCGUAUUCGCUGGACUUUCUUCAUUCUGUUCUGGUUAUUGUGGGUCGGAAUGCUUGCCGGUGCAAUAGCCAUCGUAGUAGUUGCUCCCAAGUGCGCUGCUCCUGCUCCACUCAAAUGGUGGGAGCAAGGGCCCCUCUACAAAGUUGAUGUGGCUUCCUUCAGCGGGAAUCUAAAGGGUUUGCAAGCCAAGAUUGACUAUUUCAAGGAUCUUGGAGUCAAAGGCAUAAUAGUGGAGUCUAUUAUCAAGUCUGAUUCCCUUACAAAGUCUGCUGUAGACUUCAAGGAAGUGGACCCAUUACUUGGUACAUUAGACACUUUCAAGAAUAUUACCAGUAAAAUCAAAGAUGCAGGGAUGCACCUGGUAAUGAGUUUGGUGCCCAACUUCUCCAGUGAUCAGCACUCGUGGUUCAACAAGUCUGUGCACAGCGAACAACCAUACACAGACUAUUACGUGUGGGCUUCUUCUUCUCGAGUUGAUGCUGAAGGAAAUAAGCUGCCACCAAACAAAUGGUUGAGUCUGAAUGGAAAUUCAGCAUGGAAGUGGAAUGAUGUCAGAAAGCAAUACUAUUUGCACCAGUUUGACACGAGCCAACCAGAUCUUAACUUUGCCAACCAAGAUGUUGUUCUGGAGUUUAAGGACAUAUUAAAAUUCUGGCUUGAACAAGGAGCAAGUGGAUUUCUGUUGGAGAAAGUGGAUUAUCUCCUGGAAGAUCCUGAUAAGAGAGAUGAAAGCACAGACACGGUGGGCCCAAACAGCGCGACACAUGACAGCUAUAACUUCUACACCCACUACCGCACCACCAACCAGGAUGGCUUAGAGGGGUUGCUGUCUGAGUGGAAGGAAGUGGUGGUGAACAAGACGGGUGAAACGGGACUGUUCGUGGCGGAGCGAAUCACGAGCCUGGAGCCAUUCGGCAAGAACGCCAGCGACCUGCUGCUCAACUCGCAGCUGUUCUCGGAGCUGAAGGAGGACUUCUCGGCACAAGCCUUGCUGGACCGCGUGCUGCUGCAGCUGAACCACGCCGGCAACGAGUCGCGGCCGGCCUGGCAGCUCGGCGGUCUGGCCGCCCGCCUGGGGCCUGACUACGUCGACCCCUUGAACAUGGUGGCUGCGAUGCUCCCGGGCACUCCGGUGUACCUGGCCGGGGAGGAGCUGGGGCAGGAGCCGCGGUCCCGCCCGCUCCUCUGGGACAGGACCAACACUACCGCAGGUGAGGAAGAUCUGAGUGUCGAAGCUCAGCGCGCUGCUGAGGGAGAGACACACUGGAAAGUGUUCACAGAGAUGGCCAAGUUACGGGAGGAGCAGUCCAUUAUGCAUGGUGACUACAACAUGUCACUGGUCAACAACACGCUGUUUACCAUCACUUGGUUGAAGAGCAGUAAUCCAGGUUACCUGUUGGCCUUCAAUCCAUCCAACAACAAUGUUACAGUUGAUUUGACAACAAUAAAUGGUUUGCCUGAUGAGCUAACAGUGCAGAUACAUAGCGUCAAUUUCUACAAUAAUGGGGCAGAUAGAACAUCACAGUCCCAUGCUAUCUCGUUUCCUCCAAGAGGAGCAGUAGUCUUCACGUUUGUACCUAAAAAAACGUGAAUGGCUAAUUUCUGGACCUAACGGCAACCAAUUGAUCUGAUCUGCUUUUACCCAGCAUAUGGCAUGUUGGUGCCAUAAAUCAAGUUGCAUGCUACAGUAAUUAAAGAACAAAGUUUUGCAGUUGCUUGUAUUAGCUUUUCAUGUAUCAGUUUUAAUUUUUUGCUCUUGCCUAUACUGAUAGAUGUUAUGAUACUUAGAAAAAAAGGAACGAAGUCUACAAACUGCAAUUUUGUAUUUAAGUAGCAAAUAUUUUUCAUGUGAGUUGCUUGUUUCAGCUAAAAUAAAUAUUCUGAACCCUA